Molecule: messenger RNA, 12973 nt
Organism: Cuculus canorus (common cuckoo)
Lineage: Eukaryota; Metazoa; Chordata; Aves; Cuculiformes; Cuculidae
Gene: SHPRH
Product: SNF2 histone linker PHD RING helicase
Exons: 31
Coding region: 322-5415 (1697 amino acids)
Biological process (GO): protein polyubiquitination; nucleosome assembly; DNA damage response
Cellular component (GO): nucleosome; nucleus
Molecular function (GO): ATP binding; ubiquitin protein ligase activity; DNA binding
Source: RefSeq, a predicted model, not a curated record
GCCCGCCGGGGCGGGUGCGCACGCAGCUCUGCGCCCGCCCCUCUGCCCCCGAGCGGCCCUGCCUGCUCGGACGGGGGUCGCAUAUACCCCCUGGCGGCGGGGGGCGCUGUGCUCGUCAGGCCGGGGAACGGCGGCGGUGCCCGACGAGUCGCUGCUCGUCCCGUAGGCAGGACAGUCCUCUGGCCAGAGCGGUGUCAGUGCCCUCCUCCCGAGUGUCUACAUCGGAGUGCGAUGCUGGAGUGACUGUGCACGUGCAGACCUGGUGAUGCAGGCAUCCUUCUUUCUUUGCUAGGCUGAAAACACUGUUGAGAAAACGACAAAAUGAGUGGUCGUCGAAAACGUGCACCUCCAUCAAAAAUAGAUGAGGAGAAGAAGAAGCAGCUCUGUUGGAAUAUGCACGAAGACCGGAGAAAUGAGAUGAUAACAUUGGAUGAUGAUAUGACCAGUGAGGACCUUGUUCCAGGUCCAAGCACUUCUUCUGCGUCCUUCAUUGUUAUAAAUGAAGAUAGCACUGAUGAAGAUCUCGUUCAAAAAGAAGGCAAUAGAUCAAAAUCUGUUAAGUUUUUGACAGUUAACAAUGAAGAAGACUCUUACUCCAUCUUGCCUUCUGUUUCAGUACCGCUAAAUAUUAUAGUCUUGCCAUACCGUGCGGAUGGGUCCUGGAAAGCUUUGUUGGGAGAAUUUGUUCUUCAUCUUCCUUCUGAGCAAAUUCCAACUGACAACUUCCAUGAAAGGAGCUUUAGUUUGAUGAGAGGAGACUCUGAAGAUCAGUUGCAGAUUUGUGUUCAUGAAAGAAGUGAAGAGGAGUACAGUAACGAAACAAAAGAAUACCUGGGUGCUUAUGAACAACGUAUUUUGGUGGAAACAAAUUUAGGUGGUGAGCUAUUGGAAGGCUUGAGAUGGUUGCAAAAGAAAAGGAUAAUUGGACUUUAUCAAAGACCUGGAGAGUCUCAAGCCUUAAAGGUUGGAAUUUAUCUGCUGGAAGCUGGGCUAAGUAAACCAGAGUUUCUCAGUGAUGGAGGUGGAAGACCCAAAAAAGCUAAUCAGCUGAUUCAGAAACUCAUGGAAAAGUUUUAUAGUUUUUUAAUUCCAGAUGAGCUGGAGGAAGAUGAGGAAGAAUCUGACAUGGAACUAGAGCGUCAAAAUAUUGAAGAGCUUUAUGACUUUGUAAGGCACACCCACCAGCAGGAUAUCCAGUUACUGAGAGAGGAUGUGCAGCAUCCUGCAUUAAUUCCUAUUCUGAGGCCAUACCAAAGUGAGGCUGUGAACUGGAUGCUUCAUCGAGAGAAACUCGCGAGCGCUCCAAGCAGUGAAAAUGCACUGCACUUCUUAUGGCGGGAGGUGAUCACUCUAGAUGGAGUAAAAAUCUACUAUAAUCCAUUUACUGGCUGUAUUAUCCGUGAAUAUCCGAUUGCUGGACCCCAGUGGCCUGGAGGUAUUUUGGCAGAUGAGAUGGGUCUGGGAAAAACAGUAGAAGUGUUGGCUCUUAUUCUGACCCAUACCCGCCCAGACAUUAAACAAGAUGAUUUGACAUUACCUGAGGGUAAACUCGUGAACUUCUUUGUUCCACCACAACCUUUAGAAGGAAAUACAAAGAAAAACACAAAGGAAAUGGAGUUUAAAUUAAAGGAAAAAAUACAAUACCCCAGCUUACGAGUGAUGAUAUUAGCAGCUGUAAAGGAAAUGAAUGUGAAGAAAGGAGCAUCUAUUAUUGCAAUAUUUAAGUAUAUCAGUGCCAUAUAUAGGUAUGAUGUACAGAGAAACAGACGGCUUCUCAAAAGAACUCUAGAAAAACUAAUCACAGAACAAGUAGUAGAGCAAGUCAAAGGACAUGGUCUGGCUGGGUCUUUCAAGCUGGGGAAGAAUUACAAAGAACAGAAGAGGCGAGAGAGAACCAAAGAGCAGGUAGCAAGGACUUCAGAAAACAUUCAGAAGAAGCCACUGAUUGAUGCUAAAACUCAAACGAAAGGAGCAGGAAAUAAUGAUAUCACUUCUGAAAAUGUCCUUAAAGUUCCUUUACAGUCGAAUGUUGCCAUGGAAGAACAUGAUUACUGUACAGCUAGCAAAAAUAACAGGAAACCUGAAGCAGAUCAUGAGAACUCUUUUAAAGAGAAUAAAGUUCAGCAGGAAGCUGUGGUCCCAAAGUCUCCAGAUUUACAUGGCAGCCUCCUUGUCUGCAGUGAUGUGAGCAGUCAUCCCAAUUCUGAUGUUUCUAAAACUACAGCUGAUGUCCAGCAGGAAAUACCAAAGGACCAGUCCUCUCAUUCACAAGAGCAUGCUGGCGCUACCACACAACACACUGGUUCUGUAUUUCCAUUUAAUACCUCUGAAUAUCGUUUUGAGUGCAUCUGUGGUGAGCUUGGAUUGGCUGACUAUAAAGCUCGAGUGCAGUGCCUGAAAUGUUGCUUAUGGCAGCAUGCAGAAUGUGUAAACUACAAAGAGGAAAACCUGAAGAUCAAGCCCUUCUACUGUCCCCAUUGCCUCGUGGCAAUGAAACCAGUUUCCACAGGAGCAACUCUGAUAAUUUCUCCAAGUUCUAUUUGCCAUCAGUGGGUAGAUGAGAUCAAUAGGCAUGUAAGAUCAUCUUCUCUUGGAGUUCUGGUGUACCAAGGUGUGAAGAAGCAUGGCUUUCUACAGCCACACAUGUUGGCAGAGCAGGAGGUGGUUAUCACCACAUACGAUGUCCUCCGCACUGAACUAAACUACGUAGAUAUACCCCACAGUAACAGCGAAGAUGGGCGCCGUUUCAGGAACCAGAAGCGGUAUAUGGCCAUCCCAAGCCCGUUAGUAGCCGUGGAGUGGUGGAGGAUUUGCCUUGAUGAAGCACAAAUGGUUGAAUGCACCACCGCAAAGGCUGCUGAAAUGGCACUCCGUUUAAGUGGAAUCAAUCGCUGGUGUGUCAGUGGCACUCCUGUGCAGCGAGGAUUAGAAGAUCUAUAUGGAUUAGUCCUUUUUCUUGGAAUUGAUCCUUACUGGGUCAAACAUUGGUGGGACCAGCUUUUGUAUCGACCUUAUUGUAGGAAAAAUCCUCGGCCGCUCUACAGUCUAAUUGCCCAGAUAAUGUGGAGAUCAGCAAAAAAGGAUGUGAUUGACCAAAUUCAAAUCCCCCCUCAGACAGAAAAUGUACACUGGCUUCACUUCUCUCCUGUGGAGAGACACUUCUAUCAUCGCCAGCACGAGGUGUGCUGCCAGGAUGCCUUGGCAAAACUCAGGAAGAUUUCGGACUGGAGUCUUAAGCUUAGUAGCCUAGAUAGAAGGACUGUGACCUCUAUUCUGUACCCUUUGCUGCGUCUGAGGCAAGCCUGCUGUCAUCCACAAGCUGUUCGGGGAGAGUUCUUGCCAUUGCAGAAAAGCACUAUGACCAUGGAGGAACUGCUAACGUCUCUGCAGAAGAAAUGUCGAACAGAGUGUGAGGAAGCUCACCGACAGCUAGUGUGUGCUCUUAAUGGCUUAGCUGGUAUCCAUAUCAUUAAAGGAGAAUAUGCAUUGGCUGCAGAGCUGUACAGAGAAGUGUUAAGAUCAUCUGAAGAGCACAAAGAAAAGCUCAAAACAGAUUCCUUGCAAAGACUUCAUUCUACACACAAUUUGAUGGAAUUGUUGUUGGCAAAGCACCCAGGAAUUCCCCCGACAUUGCGUGAUAGCCGACUUGCAGAAGAGGCAGAACAACUUCGACGGCAUUAUAUGAGCAAAUCCAAUGCAGAAGUUGCAGAAGCCCAUCAGGCCUUACAGCCAGUUGUUCAGACCAUUCGGGAGCUCCAGAGAAAGAUACAUUCAGGUUCUCCGUGGUGGUUGGAUGUCAUCCAGACGGCAAUACAGUAUGCCAUCGAUGAGGAGCUUGUUCAACGUGUGCAAAAUGAAAUAACCUGCAAUUACAAACAGCAGACGAAUAAACUCUCCAUGGCAGAGAAAUUCCGUGACUGCAGAGGCCUUCAAUACCUGCUUACAACCCAGCUGGAGGAAGUAAAGAAGUUCCAGAAGAUUGUGAGAGAAGCAGUGAAAAACUUAGAAGGCCCUCCCUCUAAGCAGGUUAUUGAGGCUGCCACUAUCUGCCAUUUGCGACCUGUUAGGCUUCCACUUAACAACUGUGUCUUUUGUAAGGCUGAUGAAUUGUUCACAGAAUAUGAGUCAAAGCUGUUUUCUCAUACUGUUAAAGGCCAAAUGGCAAUAUUUGAGGAGAUGAUAGAAGAUGAAGAGGGGCUUGUUGAUGACCGUUUACCCACCACAAGUAGAGGACUGUGGGCAACCAGUGAAACUGAACGUGCCUUGAAGGCUGUUCUCUCCUUUGCGAAAGCUCACCGAAUGGAUGCUAAGGUUACUGAAGAAGGCAGCAUAUUUCUGGAACUCUUUGAAGCGUGGAAAAAGGAAUAUAAGUUACUUCAUGAAUAUUGGAUGGUGCUAAGGGAUCAUGUGUCUGCUAUUGAUGAACUGGCAAUGGCAACGGAACGGCUGAGAGUACGUCAUCCUGAUGAGCCAAAACCAAAUCCACCAGUUCUCUACAUCAUAGAACCACAUGAGGUAGAACAAAACAGAGUGAAACUUUUGAAUGAUAAGGCAGUUGCCAAAUCACAGCUUCAAAAGAAAUUAGGACAACUUUUGUAUCUCACUAAUCUGGAGAAAUCUCAGGAUAAAACUACUGGGGGUAUUAACCCAGAACCAUGUCCAAUCUGCGCACGUCAACUGGGAAAACAGUGGGCAGUGCUGACGUGUGGACAUUGUUUUUGUAAUGAGUGUAUAGCUAUCAUCAUAGAACAGUACAGCGUUGGCACCCGUCGGAGCUCAAUUAAAUGUGCCAUUUGCAGGCAGACAACAUCUCAUAAAGAAAUAUCAUAUGUCUUCACUGCCGAAACUGCAAAUCAGGAGGAUGAUAUUCCUGUAAAGGGAAGUCACUCCACCAAAGUGGAAGCUGUGGUCCGAACACUGAAGAGAAUUCAAUUUAAAGAUCCAGGGGCUAAAUCCUUAGUUUUCUCAACGUGGCAAGAUGUGUUGGACAUAAUUUCAAAAGCUUUGUAUGACAACAACAUGAUUUUUUCUCAGAUCAAUGGAAUUAGUAAAUUUCAGGAAAAUCUCUCUGCAUUUAAAUAUGAUCCCAACAUCAAUAUUUUGCUGCUGCCUCUUCACACUGGUUCCAACGGACUAAACAUCAUCGAAGCAACUCAUGUUCUGCUUGUAGAACCCAUUCUGAAUCCUGCACAUGAGCUACAGGCUAUUGGCAGAGUACAUCGUAUUGGCCAGACAAAAUCUACCAUCGUUCAUAGGUUUCUUAUAAAAGCAACAAUAGAAGAGAGAAUGCAGACUAUGCUGAAAACUGUAGACAGAAGCCACACAAGCUCUUCCAUGAAACAGUCAGAAGCCUCAGUUCUGACAGUGGCAGAUUUGGCUGACCUUUUUACAGAGGAAACUGAAGAACUUGAGUAAGAAACAUUGGUUUGGCCUACUGAAAUCAGAAAGUACCUGAGCUAUUAAGCACCAGUAUAUUAUCCACUUCAUUUGUCAUUCCUGUAAACAUCGUUUAACGUUUGUCUGUAACAGAGCUAUUGGAAUAGAAAAGUCUUAAUUGUUACUGUUUUAUUCUGUGGUGAGGUUCUUGGCAGCACACGCUUCUGAUAGCACUGGAGAAAACUUGCACUUUGCACAUUAUACAAAACCAUGGAUUUUAUUCCCAAAGAGCAUUUAAGUUGGAUACUAAAACUUGAGAUCUUGGACUUUGGUUGAGAUGAUUUUUUACCAUCAGGUUUGAUUGGAUAGUAGCUCAGUCUGAGAGCAAAACUCUGUGGGUGGUUGGGUGGGAAAGGGAAGCAGAAAAACACAAAUCUGAUUUUUUUUUAUUUUUUUUUUACUCUACAAAGAACUGUUAGAAAAAAUGAUUGUAAAUAUUCUUCUAGAAAGGGCUUGUUAGUAUUUAAUGCAGAGUUAUUGAGUGUAUUAUUGGUAACACUUUAAAUGACUAAUCUUUGUUAAUAAUUUGGAUAUUUGUAUUAGGCUUUUAGAUAAUCAUAAAGCCUUUUGACAGUUAAAAAUUUCAUUGUUAGUGCUUACUGACUGCAAAAUGAUGAUAAUUAAAUUAUGCUUUUUGUAUGUGUGUUGGUCUGGUAAUCAGUUAAAUACUAGAACUUACUGUACAUGUUUUCACUUACUCUUGAAGCCAUGACUAAUGUAGUGCUUUGUUUAAAAAAAAAAAGUAAUGCAUUUGUUACAGAACUUUAAAAAAAACUAAUUGGUUAAGUUGCUGAUCACUUUUUAUAAUGUUUUAGUGCUUCUGCAUAUUUUCUUACCCUGAUUUUUGUCUAGUUCUCCCCCUUAAAGAUGCAGCAACCUAAAUAUUAAAAAUAAAUGUCAUUUAUAAGGUAGGCAAUCUAAUUAUUAGGUACCUAGUCUAAGUUAGCUAAUCAGUGGAGAGAGACGAAACUUUGGUGAAGCUUCUUCCUCAAAUAUGUGAGAUCGUUCUACCCUAUCUCUAUUGACAGAGAGUUUAGAAAACAAACCUAGGCUAACUUUUAGACUACUGAAAGUAGGACAGAUAAAAUCUAAGCUUUUUAGCAUAGAUUAUGGGUACACAUUUGCUUAACACCAUUUUGAAAGUCUUACAGAAGCAAGCUCAGUUACGCAGUUAGUGUUGGACAGAAUUUUGUGUUUAGAGACUGGGGAAAUGUAUAUGCGUAGGUGACAAGCUACUGCCCUCCAAUUACAAUAUUGUUUCAGUACUACUAUUUCAGUAGAAAAUGUUUUUUUACAUUUUGGAAAUCUUACUUGAGGUUGAAACUAAAAUGAGUCCUUGAAGAAUUCCAUUUCAGAGUUUAUACUUUAAUCAUAUCCACUAAAUACAUUUGCAUUACAGUUAUUGAACUUCUUGAGUUCUGUUUUCAAUCACACUACAUUUGAGUUGCACCGUUUGGGUAUUAAGUUUGUCUGCAUGGCAAACAACUUUUCUGCUGCUGACCACAUAUGCGAAUAGAAUUUACAUGAAUAAUAUUGUAUCAAGAAAUGUUUUUUUUGACAGUUAUAGUCAUUUGUCCUUCUGGGCAGGUUAGAUACUUUGUUCUAAAGACUAUUCGAGUAAAUUUACAUACAAUGUAUUUUUAUUUCCCGUAUUUGUAAUAUGUACUAGUCUUAUUUAUACAGUUUGUUUUGGAGAUGACUGAUCUUUUGCAGUUUUCAGUUUGCAGCAAGGGUAAUAGAAUAGGUAGUAGGCGUUUUUAAAAUGAGAUUGAUCCAACAGUUUGCACAGAGACUGACAUCUCCAUCUCUGAACAUGUUAAGAACUCAAAUGAACCCGAGCAACCUGAUCCAGCUUUGAAGUUGGCCCAACUGAGUGGUGUGUUGGACUAGAUGACCUCCAUGGAUCACUUCCAACCUAAAUUAUUGUACAGUGUACUGGAGAUCAUGCUGUACAGACACUCCAGGAACUCUGAAGGCUGUAGUUCCAGUUACCUUAUCAUCCUCAGAAUUUUAAUAUUGUACGACGUAAUGUGACUGAACAAGGAGCUGCUAUUCACUCUGAAAAAUUGUAUGUUAAACAGCAUGGAAGCACAGAGUUUAACAUUCAUAGCCCCCAUUUUAAAUAACUAGAUGUGGGAAUAAUAGUUGUCAAUGAAUGUGAAGACAAAAGCAAACUGAAAAAUAUCUGCUAUGAGAAGUUUCCCCAGCUCUGCAAGUUUUUGGCCUAUUUAUAUGAAGAUGGUAUUUUCAUUGUUUAUUUACAAAAAUAUGGCUUUUGGAUUCCUAACUAAAAGCAUAGCUUCUCGUCAAGCAGUGCAUGAGUCUUUAGUCCUGACUUAUUUUUUUUAUGCUUCCUUAGCAGCGUGGAAUGCCAGAGAUCUGGUUCUAGGCGCUCUCCCAACCUUCCUGGAACACCAGGACCUAGAACUUCAGAGGUAUAACAGAAAAAUGUGUCAACUACUUAAAGCACUUCUUGGAAAUUGGAAACUUGAGCCGUUGAAGUAUAUAGCCUGUGUCAGCAGUAAAAUGGAUUGCUCAAGUUUCAUGUAAUUUAAAGUACAGAGACUAAAUUUAAAAAAAUAUUUUGAGAAAUCAUCCAAACUAUUGAUUUACUGCUUUGUGCCAUUCUUUGCUUCAUUUAGUUUCUCUGACAAAGGUUUUCUUUCAGACUUCUUAUGACACCUCAUAAGGUGAAUUUUUUCUCUUUUUUUUUUUGUCUGCUAAGGGUGCAGCUUGUACAUCUGCAGUGCUUUUCUUUUGUCAAUGCACAGUAAGCUUAUUUUCAGUCUCCUAUGAUUUUGCCCUCUAUCAAGAGAAGACUUUUUUGUAGACGUCUUAGCUGAGAAUAAAUUUUGCCCUGUUGUAAUAGUUCCAAUAUACUCCUAGAAAUGGCAUUUUCCAGAGAAGACAGAAAUCUAUGUAUACUAACUGCAGUGUUUAUAUGAUAUACAUGUAGACAUAUGCACAGUCAUGUACUGGAUUCUCGUGUUCUGCUAAAACAUGUAAAAAUGAUCAGAGUUGACAAUUUUAUUUUUCCAGUGAAGUCAGUCCCUUUAAAAAUGAGGCUCCAACUGAAUGGGUAACUAUUGUAUUGUAAAUAUUGUAGUAUUGAACUCAAGUCCCUAGUAUUCAUUCUACAUAUUGUACAGUUAUAUACAGUAUAAAGAGGACACUAAGCUGAACUCAGCUAUCAAAUGUAGUUAAGGAAUUAAGUCACCUGUUAGAGGGGGAAGUAAAUAACUUAGGGUUCCUAAACACUAAAAUAAGUCGACUUAAAAAAUUGGGAUGCAAGAUAAUCUGUGAGAUGCCUGCUCUCUACAGCUUCCUGAGGAGGUGAAAUGAAGAAGGGCUGAGCUCUUCUCCCUGGUAUCCAGAGAUAGGACACUGGAACAGGCUUCCUCGAGAGGUAGUCUAUGCCUAAAGCCUGUUGAUCUUUAAGAGGCAUUUGAACAAUGCCCUUAAUGUGCUUUAACUUCUGGUCAGCCCUGGAUUCAUUAGGCAGUUGGGACUGGGUCGUUGUUGUAGGUCUCUUCCAACUGAAAUAUUCUGUUCUACUUUGUAAGAGAAUGGCACUUGAAAGGUGCCUUCAACCAUUUUAAUGGCUCAUUCUGCAGUAAUAGAGCAUAUGCAUAUAUUCAUGUAUAUUCAGUACAUUGUCUCAGACAAAUAAUUACUAUUAAAGUUAUAUAUUGAUAUGGGCCACUGCUCCACUACGCGCUUCAUAUUCAUUUAUAAAACAUCAGCUUUGGGGUACAUUGAUGCAAUAGGGCAUACAUUUUAUAGAGAACAGACAAAGCCAUUAUAUCCAGCUGUGACUUUUUUUUUAUUCUCCUUUUUCCAUCACAUGCAGUCGCCUUGGUUGGUAUUCUGCAGUGUAGGCUUUGAAACAACACUAGAAUAAAUGAUGAAGGAACAGAGGCCACACUUGACUGAAGUGAUGAGCACCUGCUUUUACAUCGCCAAGCUUGGUUUGCUUAAGCAAUGUGAAAAUCAACCUGAGAGUUUCUGUGGGGAUCAUUUUUAUGUAACUGCCACACAUUACUAUACUAGGCUUUAAUACAGUAAUUCCUGGAAAUGCCUCUUCUGUUGCCCUGUUGGCAACCCAAGCCCUGCAAACAGGAAAUCUUGCUUGCAAAAAGUUUCUGACCUCUUCUUUGUUAACAUUAGGGCCAUUUCCUGCUCACAAAAAGGCAUUUGCUCACAAAAUGGCAAAUAAUGAUACUAAUUCUUCCUUCUCCCAUUUAAAUUAGUGCACAUUUAUCUUGUAAGAAUGUUUUCAGCAGCUGCAAACAGUAGAUUUGGUUUCUAUUCCAGCUUCUCCUGACAUACUGGAAAGUAAACCAAAGUAGUGUAGGUGUAAAGCUAACAGCUCCUCCCUGCAAUGUUUUCUUUGAUGUGCAGCACUUUAAAAAUACGUACACUACCUAUUCUGCAGCAAAUAUGCCUAAUUAUGACAUAAGAUCUUUCAUUGUGUACUAGCGUUCUCUUAAAUGCAUUCCAUCUUCAUAGCGCUUCCCUUUAAAUACCACAAAGAGCAUGCUAUGUGUCUGGUCCAUGCAGCAAGGAAGGGACGUAGAUACAGGUGUUUUUCUCUUCUAGUUCUCUACAGAGUCUUAGUAAAGCAAUGUAGGACUUUGUGCAAAUGAUUGUACUGUGCUAACUGCUGCUGCCACUGUUAGCUUUUCACAACAGGUCUGAUGGAAAGACAUUCCAUCAUACAGCUCCUCUUUUAGAAGUAGAAAGCCCAGGGCACUUCACUACCAGCCAGAAAAGAGAUGGAUGGAAUAUCAGUGAGUCCUGGUGAUCCAUUCAUACCUGUUACUGCUGUUGCAUUUGCUGUAGUGGAGCUGGAACCUACACUAGAUAGAGUUGGAGAGGAAGAGGAGGAGGUUGGAGGGAAAAUUUGAGGACUAGUUGUAAAACCUUCCUCUGAAUGCAAUUCUGCUAAUUUUCCUGUGGGAUGAAUGAGUCACUGAUAUGAGCAAUGAACAAACAAAGAGUGAAAGGUCACAAGUGUAACCUAUUCAUUGGAGUUUAAAUACAGAGGCACAUUUUUGUGUGUUCAUGAUUUGAGAUUAUAAUUAUUUUCUUACCAAAAUCUUGGGAUAUGAGUAUACAAUGCUUUGCAGUGGUUGAGCAAAUGGGAAUAUUGAUAAGUGUUACUCCUGUAGUACAUGUUUUGAUGUGCACCUAAGAAAAGUCAUAGGACGAAGCCAAAUUUAUGCUGCGGAUUUGUGAAGGGUAACAGUUCAAACUCAAGAGGAUAUACGUUUUCAGACCCCCUGAAACAAACUGAGUUUUGCUUAAUAAAGAGAAGUUAAUUAAUCUCUUCUGCUGUAAACGUACAAGUGUCUCUGAAGGGGUGAGAUAGUGAACUUCUUAUUUUCCAUCUGGGAAAUUCUGCACCUAUCAAACUUCCAUGUCAGCAGAGGGGAUGAGAGGAAAUAAACGUAGGCCAGUGCUCUUGUGCAGGGAAACUGACUGCUGAGAAGUCUUGCCAAAGGUUUUAGCCUGCUAUGUGAGAAGAUGAUUCUGAAGAAUCUCCUUUUUUGCAUACUCUUAGCUACCAGGUACCUUGUAAGUAUAGGUUUUCUGUACAGUUUCUACAAUUCAUAACGUGUGCUUCCUUCAUCAGCAAGCUACCACUAUUCAAAAGAAUUUUCCUGUUUUCCAUGAGGAGUGUGUAUGUCUUGUUACUUAUUCUUAACAAAAGUGGGUGCCUGUGAAUCACUUACAGCUCUUGUCAAAAGCCUCCAAAGUAGAACAGAAGGACAUAAAACAUCAAAGGUGUGGACGAAGUGAAUGAAGUGAGGGGAGUUCUACUUCAGCCUAACAAAAGUCACACUAUGCUGCUGCUGCACAAGAGAAAAAUGUGUGAGUGGGGAUACUGUAGGGGAUGGGUCUUGUCAUGUCUUGGAGGAUUGAUUCUAAAAUAGGUAGAAAAAGCAGUCUGAGUAGUUUUUUUCUCCACAGACUCUGCACUUCAGGAAUUCAGUUGUUGGGCACAGGACACUCUUUGGUCAUUUUUUGAGGCAUUUGUCUCUGUGGAGAGGGUUUUAAAACCCAAAACCAUGACCCUGGGCCCCUCCAUUGAACUGAAACCCCCCCCCCCACCUUUUAUACCCACCAGAGAAAGCAAAGGGCAAAGAAAGAGAGGAGUCUUCAGAGAUAUCCUGACUUGGAACUGUGGGGGGAAGUUUGUUACUGUGCUUUUGCUACAUGUUGCUUAUUGGUUUGCUGGGUGUGUUUGCUGAUUUCUUUAACUUCAGCAGAUGAUGCUGAGAUGGGAGAGGGUGAGUUGUGUAUUUUUCUUGAAAAAAAAUACCCUCUUUCAAUAAGCAAUGAUUGUGUUUCAGUGGAGCAGUUACAGCAACACAGAAACCCUGUGAUCCAGGUUCUUAACAUACACUCGUGUAUUGUCAGCUAUAAAACUUAAAUCAGAAUCAGUAAAAGUAGAAGGCAGUACUUCCUUGGUGUCAUACUGAUAUGUAUGUGGGAUGUAUAACAAUUUUACAUAGUACUGAAACAAAAUUUCUUUCAUAAACUCUGAAUUAGUUUACUACUAGAAGUUUGUUGCUUACAAAAGGACAGCUAGAGUCUUUGUAAUGUUUUAAAUCUGAAUAAAUAUAGGUUAUAAAAUAAAAUGGUAUGUUACUUUCAGAAAGUAACACAUAGGAGAGAAAAGGGCGGUUUUCAAUAGUGUUCCAAACCUGAAAUUUCUGGGCGAUAAGCAAAGAGAAUUUUGAUUACCUGAUGUUUCCUUGCAUUAUGUCAACACUGUAAUUUCAAUGAAAUAACUUGUCUAGAAAGUAGGUCAACUGUUUAUUUAAAAAAUUACUAGGGAUGGAUAUGUGUACAACUUUAAGUUCCCUAAUCUCACAGCAAUUUAACAUUCCCAUCAAUAACCUUUCUUUUGCAUUCAAAAUUUGCUGUCAGAAGUGUAUCAUACUGUCUCUGAAGGUUUACAGCUAUUUAAAAGCCUUUGUGAACACAAAUCUUUGUCAUAUUACCCUGCUACUGAAGUAAUACUGAUUGUUGCAAUAGUCAUUAAAUAUCCUUUUCCUUCGAAUUUAUGCAAAAAUAGCUGGUGCCUCUUUUAAGAGACAGUGCUUAAUUUGUGUUCCUAGUCAUUUUGCUUAGUACGUUGCUGAACUGUCUGAUAGACGUUACCUGUUAAACAGAAUCAGUUAUUAGGAAUGCUCUGCAUGUGUAAAUAAUUGUUAUUCAAAACUACAAUUACAAUAUGUAGAGGAGCCUAGGGGUCCAUAAUUAUUCUUUUUGGUGUGGUUGGUUGAACCCAGCUCAAAAAAUGGUGCCUCUGGGAAACAGCAAGCACUUCCCUGUAACACUUCUUUGCUGCAGUCUCCAGCUCCUUAGAGACUGGGCCUGGGACACCUCCUCGAUAGAGUCAUCUGUCAGAUCAGUUGUAUCGUGUUUUCCUUCCUAGAACUGUAAAUGACUCCUGGUCAAUCCCAAUAUACAAAGAAUUAUUUUUAGUACUGUAGUAUAAUUAGGAGUUUUAUUUGGCCCACUGCUG